Anneissia japonica is the source of this 648-nucleotide messenger RNA. Its product is annotated as extensin-like. NCBI's taxonomy places the organism in Eukaryota, Metazoa, Echinodermata, Crinoidea, Comatulida, Comatulidae. The transcript is spliced from 2 exons. The record is from RefSeq and is a predicted model, not a curated record. The coding region runs from base 1 to 648 and encodes 215 amino acids.
AUGGCUUCAUCUGCAGCAAUGUGUUCAGAUUAUAAUGGCCUGGCUACGCCUAAGCCUACUCCUCUAGCUACGCCUAAGCCUACUCCUCUAGCUACGCCUAAGCCUACUCCUCUAGCUACGCCUAAGCCUACUCCUCUAGCUACGCCUAAGCCUACUCCUCUAGCUACGCCUAAGCCUACUCCUCUAGCUACGCCUAAGCCUACUCCUCUAGCUACGCCUAAGCCUACUCCUCUAGCUACGCCUAAGCCUACUCCUCUAGCUACGCCUAAGCCUACUCCUCUAGCUACGCCUAAGCCUACUCCUCUAGCUACGCCUAAGCCUACUCCUCUAGCUACGCCUAAGCCUACUCCUCUAGCUACGCCUAAGCCUACUCCUCUAGCUACGCCUAAGCCUACUCCUCUAGCUACGCCUAAGCCUACUCCUCUAGCUACGCCUAAGCCUACUCCUCUAGCUACGCCUAAGCCUACUCCUCUAGCUACGCCUAAGCCUACUCCUCUAGCUACGCCUAAGCCUACUCCACCUUCAGCUACUCCUGCCCCCCCAAUCCCCCACGUCAUCACGGAGAGCCCUCCUUCUGUUUGGGGGCUCUCCGCUUCCGAAUUUUCUGUGGUACCAGCAAACAUCAUCCUUCACAUGUUUAUCGCGUGA